UCUGCUUGUGCUGUAUGCUAGAUCAGUUCAGGUGAUCCUGCUUCCUCUGAAUCGUACUACUCGCGUUUUUUCCUUGGGAAAAGCUUGAUUAAAAGUGCACAACGAGGUUUUGUGCUGCCAUUCGCGGGUAAUCUCAAAAUAAUCUUGUAAUCCCAGUUCCCUAAACAAGGGCACAAAACUGGGACAUUUAGAACUUCGGUUGCAGCGUACUAUUGGGCAACAACAGACAAAAAGGCCUGUUCUGUGGAAAACAGGGACCUGGGAUUCAGAGGCACUGACGCAUCGAAAGCAAAUUGUAAGGCGGACUGUAUCUCCAUCCUUUCUUUACUGGCACACCGGAGAGACGGAGGAAAACCAAAGUGGCAAUUGUCCAGCGAGAUCUCAUGAGCCAACAGUUGCGACCAUCCGACUUUGCUUGAAUUCUGCAUCUUUAUUUGACUUAUAAAGUUACCAAGGCGAAACCUACAUCUGUUUUUGAUUACAGGGGCUUUGUGACGAUUCGAGCCCAUAGAAGAGAGCGCGCGCGCGAGAGAGAGAGAGAGAGUCGUGCUGGAGUCGCUGAAAAGGCGCUUCGAAGUGUAUGGCUUUGUGACAAAUUCUGUUGAACUUGGUAUAUUAUUCUGAAGUGCUCGCACCUGUUCACGGGAUUUUCAGUGCACGGCUUCCACCAUGGCAAUCCAGGCCAAUUCAUGGAUACUCUUGGUGGUUUUAAUGAACACCCCAGUGGGGAAUGGGCAAUCUGUGCAGAUGGACACGGAGGUAUCUGGCUUUGUGGGUUCUACAGUGGAGCUAAGCUGCCUCUUCAUCAACAGCAAGACCCCAGUGAAGAUCUCACAGGUUACUUGGCAGAAGUCCUUCAAUGGCACUAAGCAGAAUGUGGCCACUGCCAACCCAGCGCUAGGUGUCUCUGUGCUGCCUGCUUUUAAAGACCGUGUUACCUUCAAGCACCUGGCCACACCACAGGCAAAUCCCUCGCUUGAAGACACCACAAUUGUUUUCAGCAACCUGCGCCUUUCAGAUGAGGCUGCCUACAUCUGCGAGUAUACCACCUUCCCAGCAGGCAACAGGGAAAACAUGGUCAACCUCACUGUCUAUGCACAUCCAAUGACGUAUAUGACCCUCAAAACACCCAUCAUCGCACGGGCCCAGAACAACAAGGUGCCAGUUGCCACAUGUCUGUCAGCAAAUGGAAAGCCACCUAGUGUGAUUAAGUGGGAUACAAAGCUAAAGGGCCAAGCCAUGUUCCAGGAGACACGCAACCCCAAUGGCACAGUCACUAUACGCAGCAACUAUGUGAUUGUGCCAAGUCGUGAGAGUCACCGCCAGAAACUCACAUGCAUUGUCACCUACAAUACUGAGCACUUCAGCGACAGUGGCAUCCUCAAUGUUCAAUAUGAGCCUGAGGUAAAGAUUGAAGGUUUUGAUGGGAACUGGUACCUGAAUCGCCAGGAUGUGAAACUCACUUGCGAUGCAGAUGCAAAUCCAGCGGUCACUUCCUACCAUUGGAAAAUAUUAAAUGGUUCACUGCCCCAAAAUGUGGAAAUCAGAAACAACACUCUGCUCUUCAGGGGGCCUGUCACAAAAGACUUCAGUGGCACAUACAUAUGUGAUGCCACCAACAGCAUCGGUACUCGCUCUGGCCUAGUAGAGGUCAAUGUGACAGAAUUCCCCAACAGUAUCAUUCGAGGCAAUGAUGACAAUGACCAGACGCAACCCAGUUCCAGUGCUGCAAUAUUGGGUGGCAUGGGUGGCCUGUUUGUACUGAUCAUUGGUAUUGCAUUGCUCAUCUACUUCCUGAGGCGUCGGCAGCGCACCUUCAAGGGUGACUACAGCACCAAGAAGCAUGUUUUUGGUAAUGGCUACAGUAAGGCGGGCUCUGUACCUGCACAUCCCACUGUGCCCAAGAACCUGCAGUACCCAGAUGACUCAGAUGAUGAGAAGAAGGCCUCUCAGACUGGGGGGCCAGGAGCCUUCGAGGGCACAGAACAUGAUUUCGAUGGUAACUCUGAAGACCUAAAGAGACCAUAUUUCACUGUGGACGAAGGUGAGAGCCAUGAUUAUGAUGAACGGACUCUAGCUUUUCAGUACGAGCCUGAGUCUGAGAUUGCAGAUGACAUGGUAUCCCAAACUGAUGGCUCUGUCAUUUCAAAGAAAGAGUGGUAUGUGUAGUGUAGCAUCAAAAAAAUUAGGUCAACAUUAGUCUGCUCCUAACUGCAUUUUACCACGUCCCUUCAUCUCCAUCACUAGAAGCCUUCUGUCCAUCUACCCAUCCUGGUCUUCAGCCCAUCCCGCUCUCCUUCAAGCCAGCAACCUCUGCCCCCAUCAAAACACAUUUAAUUGAACAUAAACAUGAAAAAAUAUACUUGCAGCAUUGACAAAUCAACGUAAUAUUUCCACACUCUAAUAGUUUAAUCUGGUACAGCAGUGAAAAGAGGUGUGAUCUUUCACUCAUGCCAAGCGCUACUGGCUUCUAAAGCUGUACAGGCCAGUUGCUUGAAUAUUUUAGGGUGCAUUAUUAAUAAUAUAGUUUAUCUCAUUUUGUUGAUGUUACGAUCAGUGUAUUAAAUGUAUUAAAAAGAGACUUUGUAAUGAAUGAGUUCUGACCCACCUUGUGAAAGUCCUACACUGGAUGUAUUAUAUUCUUAAAAUUUGUUUUAAUCUCAGUACCUUUGUCUUUUUAUAUAUGAUUUUUUUUGUAAUGUCUUCCCUGUUUAUGGGGUGUUGGUUUUCUGAAAUUGGUGAUGUUAUGUCUAAAUGGAUAGUUAUGAGGCAUGUGGUCAGUUGUUUCAGACUGAUAUUAAAUGAUGUUUUAUCUGAAGGAAGAAAGCACACAGUUCCUAAUUUUCCAAAGAAAUGUAUGACAGUUUAAAUUCUCAGCCUUGGUUGUGGGUAGCUUUGCUUGGAAUUAAAACCUCUGCCUUACUUAGGCAGAUAGGCACAGAUAGAUAGAUAGAUAUAUAUAAUGGUGAUUAUCUGGCUUCUCACCUCAUGCCUCACGAGAGUGCUAUUACAUGUGAUUUCAUUCUUAUUUCUCCCAUUACUUAUCUCUGUUGACAUUACUGGCUGUGAAAGUAUUAUAAUACUUUGACAAUGUACAUUUCACUAUGGUAUACUAGAAGAUAUCAAUGUAUAUGAAAUGGACUUUUAAUGGGGUAUCAGGUUUUGUCUUUUUUUUUUUUUUUUGGUGGUUCUGUGGUGACAUGGGGUAAUCAAUUUUGAGAUGGAACAUGUUUGGCACUGUACAUAUUAAAAUAGGGCUUAAUAUGUUGUGGUAA
Messenger RNA from Neoarius graeffei (lesser salmon catfish), 3275 nucleotides. RefSeq names its product nectin cell adhesion molecule 1b (gene nectin1b). Gene Ontology annotation, biological process: homophilic cell-cell adhesion; heterophilic cell-cell adhesion; protein localization to cell junction. Lineage: Eukaryota; Metazoa; Chordata; Actinopteri; Siluriformes; Ariidae. The record is from RefSeq and is a predicted model, not a curated record. The transcript is spliced from 6 exons. Gene Ontology annotation, cellular component: adherens junction. The coding region runs from base 670 to 2169 and encodes 499 amino acids.